Molecule: messenger RNA, 204 nt
Organism: Paracoccidioides lutzii Pb01
Exons: 1
Coding region: 1-204 (67 amino acids)
Source: RefSeq, a predicted model, not a curated record
AUGUCACCGACAACAUCCAUCAAGUAUGGCAUAAUCCAUCUCGCCGAUGCAGUGCAAACGCAUGCGCGGUUACCUCUACAUCAAAACAUGGGCAACAAAGUCAUCAUCACAACCAAAUACUCAGUGGAGGAGCAAGAGGUCACGAGCGUGCAACAUAGCUUGAGUAUCGAGAUCAUGGAUGAAAGGGCGGUGAAUUGCUGGUAA